AUGGCCGCUACCCGGGUGAGGAGUGGGUCCACUGCGUCAACUUCAUCCUCCAUCUCUGUUGACUCCCCCGGUCCAUCUUCUUCUUCCGCUUCCUCAUCAUCGCUCAACCUGCCUGAUUCCGAACAAUCAUCCCGCCCCCUCCACUACCCUUUGGCAAGCCCGUCAGAUGAAACUGUUCGCAUCUCCCCUUCUCCGGAAUUCGUUCUUGCAUUACAUGACUUUCACCCUCAGCACCAGAAUGCAACUUGUCUGUCGUUUCGAGCUGGCCAGGUUAUUCACGUCCUAAAUCGGGAUUCGAGUGGAUGGUGGGAUGGUGAGAUUAACGGUCAAAGAGGAUGGUUCCCCUCCAAUUACGUCAGUGCUGAUGAAAGAGUAAUCUCACUGGCAGAGGAAGUUCUUCCUCAAUCACCUGGACCUCGCCACGGACACACUAUGUCCGCCGUAUCGGCAGCUUCUUGGGCCAGCGCUCCCUCACGUGGUUCACGAAAGGACCACAGACCGUUGGUCACUGAAGCUCUCGGAUCGGACAUAACAUCAUACUGUCCUCCUCUCAUGGUCAAUCUUCUGCACAGUUUAUCCCUCCUCCAGAGUGCAGUUCGUUCCAACCGUAUCGCCCAUUUUCAGCCUUCCACCGCCUGUAUCAUAUCCUGUGUGCGGUUCAUCCUGUCUUCCACAGAGUGUUUGCCUAGGGAGGCACCGUUAUUAAAGCGCUUUCCUACCCUCGCGCAGGAGCGGAAACAGAUUCUGUCCGUCCUGGCAUCCCUAGUGUCGCAAGCUAAAAAGGCAUCAGAUGAGACGCAGGAUGAAGAUUUACGGGAGGCAGAAAUUGAAGGAAUGUUGAAAUUAGGUGGCCAGGUCUUUUCACAAGUUCGGCGUUUUCUUGCUGUCGCUGUACAAUGUGGCAUCGACUUGCCGGAAAAGCGUCAGCCCGUAAUUUCGGACGAAGCUAUCGUUAACGGUUCUGGCUUACAGGGACAAGCGAGCCCUGCAGGACCUGGAGACAGAGUCCCAGUAUCACCCGAUCCUGUCACCCCUUCUCAUUUGUCGUCUCGUCUAGCAACUCCCCGACAACCACAUUCGCAUGAUGGCGUCCUGCAAAAGACGGCCCCGCGGACCAAAAGUUUGGGAGAUCUGAGGUUGCAACGGAGAUUAGCUGCAUAUCAAGAUUCGGACUCUUCCGUUUCUCCCCUCCUGCCUCACAGAACGAUACUGUCCCGGUCGAAGAAGGAUCAAUAUCUCGUCUUUGAGCGCGUCGCUGGCAAGCAUAAAGCCGACAUGCCAUCCAUCAGCAGCAUUUCGUCAUUUUCGUCGAUUUCGUCUACGGAGUCGCCGAAACCACCGGCAAUUCCCCCUUUUCCAUCAGGACCCUCGACAUCUUCGGAGGUGAUGGAGGCCCUGAAGUUUACCCAUUACCAGUAUCUUUCCACUAUUGCCGCCUUCAUCGGUCAUGCACACUCUCAUUCACGAUCAUCACACGCUUCUAGCACAGGCCAGAUGUAUGAUCUCGUGCGAGAAGUGGUGGAGAUGGUGUGCAAGUUACUCACUAUCGUCGAAGCUGUCAUGCGGCAUACCGAGAUCCCACCUCACAAGAUUGGGAACUUGAAGUCCGCAAAAAAGAAACUCUUCACUGUCACUAGCUCCCUUGCCGAAUCCGUGCGAUUACUUACGGUGCCCCUUCCUCCCGACCUCUCAGAGGAAUCUGAAAAGGCAUCCUUGAUACGAUCCGCUACAGCAGCAUGCAAAGCGGCUGCUGAUUGCGUUUCGGCUGUCAAAAUCUGCUUAAAUAGGGCUUCAGGAGAGAGGCAAUUUAUCAUCCAAAUACCUACGACCUCUGAUUCAGACCCUGCACCGUUCACUCCAAGCAAAUUUUCUAGUAGGACUGGUCAAACCCCGACCCUCAGCUUGCACACGCAUCAAAGCUUGUAUCACAAUGACAUCGUCGAUGAUGAUCUCACUGUACAGGUUUUGACACCAGCUUCUGCCACCCCCAAUGCUACUAGCAUCCGAGACAGAUCUUCAGACACGUUCAAUGUCACGGCAACUCCUGAUCCAUCUGACAGUUCGCAUGACACUCAACCGACAACGCCAGAAGGCGGCCUGUUAUCUAUGAGCGAUCCCGACUUGAUGAAGCCAAUGGAACCUGUAUCAUCGCCUUCACUGGCAGUUGAUGAUGAACGCGCGGAUGAACAACAGGAACGCCAGACUAUGGACACAUUUGAGGAGCGGUUGAUAAACGGCGAACCUGUUACACUACAAGUCAAGCGUGAUCCUCCUGGUCAUGACUCCUCUACAAACGAUGUCGUCUACAACAAUGAGGGGCACCUGGUGGCAGCGACAAUGGAGGUGCUGUUUGAAAGAAUGACACCCCAUGACAGUAUCGUAGAUCCUGCAUUCUCGGCGGUCUUCUUCCUCACAUUCCGCCUUUUCUCCACACCGCUUGCGCUGGUGGAAGCACUCAUCAACCGCUAUAAUAUCAUGCCUCCAUCCAAUCUAUCAGAAGACGAAAUGUCGAUUUGGCAGAAGCACAAGGGUAUCCCAAUCCGCUUGCGCGUAUCCAAUUUUGUGAAGACGUGGUUGGAGAUGUACUGGCGGCCUGAGGUUGACGACAUCGCUCUCUCGCACCUUUCAUCGUUCACAAAAGAUGCGCUUCUACAUUACUUCCCUGCGCCCUCCCAGAGGAUUCUCGAUUUAAUUUCCAUGCGGCAAGACUCCAACACCAGUCUUGUGAGCCCCAAGAGUGAACGUGUUCGUGAUCCUGGCAUGUCGAUCAAUCCUCCGUCAUAUACACUAUCCGAGGUUCCACGACCAACAAUGACGAAAGCAUUACUGGCCACGCUCCGUGGAAAGAAUUUCGACACUGUCGCCAUCACUGAUUUUGAUGCUCUAGAGUUGGCAAGGCAACUGACAAUCAUGGAAUGCGACCUGUACUGCGCAAUCCAGCCCGAGGAAGUUCUUGAGACGGGUCAGGAGGGUACAAAACCGCCCGUCAACGUCAGAGCUGUUUCCUCCCUAAGCACAAUCAUCACAGGAUGGGUGGCUGAGAACAUAUUGAACGAGCAUGAUAUCAAGAAGCGGACGUUACUCGUGAAAUUCUUCAUCAAGGUUGCCGAUCGAUGUACUUCAUUGCAUAACUUCAGUACUCCUCGGUCCAUCCUAGCAGCCCUCGACUCUUCCACGAUAUCUCGGCUUCAUCAGACUUGGCUAGGUGUUCCACAUAAAAGUAAAAUGCAGUUGGAGUCUUUGCGUCGGUUAGCAGAUCACGGGCGGAACUAUCAUCAAUACCGAAGCAGGCUUCGCAACAUCGCACCUCCAGCAGUUCCAUUCUUAGGUCUUUACUUGACCGAUGUGACUUUCUGUCGCGAGGGAAACCCGUCAUACCGCGAGUCCCCUAGUGCACCAGGGAAGAAACUCCUUAAUUUUAACAAGUACCACAAACUAGCUCGGAUUGUUCAAGACAUGCAACGAUUUCAAGUGCCAUAUAAUCUUAAGAAGAUUCCUGAAGUGCAGGAAUACCUGCAGAUGGCAUUUGAGAAAGCUAAGCACCACGGCGACCUUCAGGAUCUCUAUAGGCGAAGCUUGCUUGUUGAGCCGAAGCAACCUGCCGACACACCUCCCCCUAGUGAUAUGCGGCAAUUAUUCAACUGGGCAACACGUUCGCAGGCAUAG
Molecule: messenger RNA, 3666 nt
Organism: Suillus bovinus
Lineage: Eukaryota; Fungi; Basidiomycota; Agaricomycetes; Boletales; Suillaceae
Product: ras guanine nucleotide exchange factor domain-containing protein
Exons: 7
Coding region: 1-3666 (1221 amino acids)
Biological process (GO): Ras protein signal transduction; positive regulation of GTPase activity
Cellular component (GO): plasma membrane
Molecular function (GO): protein binding; guanyl-nucleotide exchange factor activity
Source: RefSeq, a predicted model, not a curated record